This is a messenger RNA of Saccharomycodes ludwigii, 1680 nucleotides long. It is a transcript of the gene POB3, whose product is annotated as FACT complex subunit POB3. The transcript has a single exon. Bases 1 to 1680 code for a protein of 559 amino acids. The record is from RefSeq and is a predicted model, not a curated record. NCBI's taxonomy places the organism in Eukaryota, Fungi, Ascomycota, Saccharomycetes, Saccharomycodales, Saccharomycodaceae. Gene Ontology annotation, molecular function: nucleosome binding; histone binding; DNA binding. Gene Ontology annotation, cellular component: FACT complex; nucleus.
AUGAGUAGUACAGAUUUUGACAGAAUAUUUUUUAAUCAAUCUAAACUGGGUGGCCGUUGCCGUAUUGCAGACUCUGGUUUAGGUUGGAAACCAAGCACUAGUGGUGGCAGUAAUAGCACCACAAAAGGCAAUCAACCUUUCUUACUUCCUGCUUCUGAAUUGAGUUCUGUUCAAUGGAGCAGAGGCUGCAAGGGAUACGAAUUGAAAAUUAAUACCAAGCACCAAGGCGUUCUACAAUUGGAUGGGUUUUCUCAAGAUGAUUUUAAUUUGAUUAAAAGCGAUUUCUUGCAUAGAUUUAAUAUUAAUAUAGAACAAAAGGAACACUCCUUACGUGGUUGGAAUUGGGGUAAAGCCGAUAUGGCUAGAAAUGAAAUGGUUUUUUUGGUUAACGGUAAACCAUCUUUUGAAAUUCCCUACUCACGUAUUAAUAACACAAAUUUGACAUCAAAAAACGAAGUUGCUGUUGAGUUAUCUUUGCAACGCGAUGAUUAUCAACCAGCUGGUGACGAAUUAGUUGAAAUGAGAUUUUAUGUUCCAAAUACAGUACUAAAAGAGGACGAUGACGAGGAAAUGGCUGAUCAGGAAAAAGCAGAAAAUGAAGAUGAAGAAGCCGAAGAAGAUAGAAAAACUAUGGCAGAAUCUUUCUACGAAGAUUUAAAGGAGAAGGCUGAUAUUGGUGAUGUUUCUGGUGAUGCAAUAGUUUCAUUCCAAGAUGUCUUUUUCAUAACACCUAGAGGCCGUUACGAUAUUGAUAUUUACCAAAAAUCUAUUAGGCUUAGAGGUAAGACCUAUGAGUAUAAAUUACAACACGACCAAAUUCAAAAAAUAUUUUCAUUACCUAAAGCGGACGGUAUCCAUCAUAUGAUUGUGUUGUCAAUUGAUCCUCCACUACGCCAGGGGCAAACUACUUAUCCCUUUUUAGUCUUGCAAUUUGAAGAAAAUGAGGAAACAGAGGUCCAAUUGAAUGUCGAAGAUGAAGAUUUUGAAAAAUUAUACAAGGAUAAGUUAAUGAAACAGUACGAUGCCAAGACUCACAUUGUACUAAGUCAUGUUUUAAAGGGCUUGACAAAUUGUAAGAUAAUUAUUCCUGGUGAUUACAAAUCUAAGUUUGAUCAAGUUGCCGUUUCUUGCUCCUAUAAAGUUAACGAGGGCUACUUGUAUCCACUAGAAAAUGCAUUUAUAUUUUUGAAUAAACCAACCCUAUACAUUCCUUACGCAGAUGUCAGCAGUAUUAUUAUUUCAAGAGCAGGACAAGGUUCUGCUACCUCCAGAACUUUUGAUUUAGAAGUUGUUUUACGUUCCAAUAAAGGAUCAACUGUUUUUGCAAAUAUUUCCAAAGAGGAACAACAACAAUUGGAAAUAUUUUUGAAAAAUAGAAACCUAAGGGUGAAAAACGAAGAAAAGGAAGCGCAACAAAGAUUAAAAACUGUUUUAAAUAAUAGUGAUAACGACAGCGAUUUAGAUAUGGGAUCCGCUGGUGAAGAAGAUGAAUCCGUUGAUGAAGACUUCCAUGUCUCUGAAGAAGAGGAUGAUGACGUUGCCGAAGAAUAUGAUUCUGAGGCUGAGGUUAGUGCUAAUGAUUCUGAAGCUUCUGGUAAUGAGGAUGGUAUCAAUGAAGAUGAUUUAUCUGAAGGCGAUGUCAAGGAAGACGAUUAUCCAAAUAAAAAACAAAAGGUUUAA